This is a messenger RNA of Glycine soja, 365 nucleotides long. Its product is annotated as 26S proteasome non-ATPase regulatory subunit 2 homolog A-like. The transcript has 2 exons. Gene Ontology annotation, biological process: proteasome-mediated ubiquitin-dependent protein catabolic process. Gene Ontology annotation, cellular component: proteasome storage granule; proteasome regulatory particle, base subcomplex; nucleus. The record is from RefSeq and is a predicted model, not a curated record. Bases 1 to 336 code for a protein of 111 amino acids. Lineage: Eukaryota; Viridiplantae; Streptophyta; Magnoliopsida; Fabales; Fabaceae.
AUGUUGCAUGCAUGCCUCGAUAUCAAAGCUAUCAUGUUAGGAAAAUACCACUAUGUUCUCUACUUCCUCAUUUUGGCAAUGCAGCCAAGAAUGUUGUGGAUUGUGGAUGAGAACAUAAAGCCUCUAUCACUGUGUGUUUGUGUUGGCCAAGCAGUAAAUGUUGUUGGACAAGCAGGUCAUCCUAAAACAAUCACGGGCUUUCAGACCCACUACACCCCUGUUCUCCUCUCUGCUGGGGACAAGGCAAAGCUGGCAACGGAAAAAUACCUUCCCCUGUCACCAAUUCUUGAAGGUUUUGUAAAUUUGAAGGAGAAUCCAGAUUACACGAAAGAGUGAGAGGAUCGACCAUGGUGAUGCCUUUUUCU